CGAAAUAAAAUAAAGAAAAUUAAUAAUAUUAAUUUAUUUUAACACCUAUUCAGGCAUUACAACAGUAAACAAUUACUUUGUGGUUCAGUUCACAGCAAUAGAAAUAUGUAGUCAGUGUAAAAUCUUCGAGAAAUACAAAACCAAAGUCUGUGGAUGUACCCAUAAUAAAACCAAAAAUUAGUGAAAAUGUCUCUACCGGGCAAUGGAAUCUUUGUGGUGCAGGGGGAGAUGGCGAUGCUCGUCACUGCCAUGAGGCGGAGCACUCGCUGGGGCUUGCACACCUUUCCAAACGAGGAGUACGACGUCCUCAUGCGCACGUUCCAAGACCUCAAGACAAUACUAUACCAAGUGGCUGACUUGCGAGAGCUAGAUCCUGCGACGUAUCUCAGUCCGUUCCUCGAAGUCAUCCGGAGUAAAGAAACCACUGGCCCAGUUACCAGUCUGGCCUUAUCGGCUAUACAUAAAUUUUUAUCUUAUGGCCUGAUAGAUCCAACUCAUCCCAGUGUGCCAGCAACUGUGGAGGACAUUGCAGAUGCUGUCACCCAUGCCAGAUUUGUUGGCACAGACCACUCGUCUGAUGGCAUUGUACUUUUAAAGAUAUUGCAAGUGUUGAGGACACUUAUGCUCAGUCCUGAGGGUGCUAUGCUAACUGAUGAGAGUGUCUGUGAAAUUAUGCUCAGCUGUUUCCGAACAUGCUUUGAAACUAGAUUGACAGAACUACUCCGUCGCAACGCAGAGCAAUGUCUGAGGGACAUGACUCAGUUGAUAUUCAUGAGGCUGCCUCAGUUUCCACCGGAAGACACUAAUCCAGCUUUCAACACUGUCGGAUUAUCACUGAAACGACGAGACAAGAAUGCAAAGAAGAAACUGGUGGCUGCUCAUAGUACGAACUCGUUAGAGCGGGUGGCGUCGCCGACCGAGUUGAACACGCCAACCUCUGAAGACUCUGGAAAACGGCACAGCAUCACUCACCACCAAGACAAGAACCUAAUAAACGAAGCGGAGAUAACCAUAGAGCCUGUAGACCAAAUGCCCAAGAAGCACGUUCGACACUCCUCCAUGGACUUAGCCAAUGAGUCUUCCAUGACACAGCUACUGGAGAAGUGUGUAAGUGCUGACGCAGAGGAAGAGAAAGAGAAGGAAACAGAAGAGAGCGAGAAGGCAGCAGAGGUUGAGAAGAUAGAGAACGAAGCCAUUGUUGAAGAAGUUCAACCCGAGCCUCAGGCCGAAGCAGACACUUCGGGCGAGAAAUUAGAGGAGUAUGUGAACGUGCGCGGCAUCCGUUUCACCCCGCAGCAGCAGGCGCCCGAGCUCCGCCCAUACGGUUUAGCCUGCGUCAGGGAGCUGUUCAGGUUCCUCAUCUCGCUCUGCAACCCUCUGGACGCUCAGAACACGUCGGCGAUGGUCCACCAGGGUCUGACGCUGGUGGGCACGGCGCUGGAGGUGGGCGCGGACCAGAUCGCUAAAUGCCCCUCCCUGUUAUAUCUAGUCAAGGACGCGCUGUGCAGGAAUUUGUUGAGCUUGUUGGACACGGAGAGAAUUUCAAUUUUCGCACUCGACUUGCAAAUCUGGUUUCUGUUGUUCGAAGCGUUGAGACCUCACCUUAAAUAUCAAAUGGAGGCUUUCUUCAAGAAAAUCAUAGAAAUCACCUCUGCUGACAACACUAAAGCCACGUACGAGUUGAAAGAAAUACACCACAUAUCCUUAGAGGGGCUGUCCCAAAUAUUCCGGAUACCUGGUCUAUGUACUGAGCUCUACCUCAAUUUCGACUGCGAUGUCUACUGUAUAAACGUCUUCGAAGAAAUAACUAAGUUGCUAUCGAAAAACGUGGUAUCUUCCACUACGUACAACAUACAUACUUUGUCUCUUGAAGUAUUGAUGACGAUAAUCGAAGCGAUAGAGAUGGGCACGCAGAAAGCUCCGGAAGAGAUCACGGAGGUUGUCCCGGAGUCGGGUCGUGGUGGUCACGUAACGUUGGAGUUGGGCGGAUUGGAUGAUUCCGUUGUCAGUGAUCACGUGACGCACGAUAUCAGCCAAUACGUGCGCGCAGAGAGGGUGACGCCUACCGCGGAGUUGCCCAAGGUCGCGGAUUUGGAGGUCAUCAGGAAUAUGAAGAAGUGGGUGACCCAAGGCACGGAGAUUUUCAAUCAGAAGCCGGAGCGCGGGAUAGAGUUUUUACAAGAACAUGGCGUGCUGGCCACGCCCACCGACCCGCAGCAAGUUGCCGCCUUCCUGCGCGAGAACCCUGACCUGGACAAGAAGAUGAUCGGCGAAUACAUCUGUAAGCGUUCGUCUCGCGGCGAAGCGGACGACGGGGAAACCCCCGGGGCUAGCGUCCUCGGCGCGUUCGCGGACAGCUUCGACUACGCCGGCCUGCGUAUAGACCAAGCGCUGCGGCUGUAUCUCGAGGCGUUCCGACUGCCCGGGGAAGCCCCGCUCAUAUUCCUCGUCAUGGAGAAAUUCGCUGAGAGGUGGCAUACGACAAACGGCUCACCGUUCGCUAACACGGACGCGGCGUUCCGAUUAGCGUACGCGGUGAUAAUGCUCAACAUGGACCAACAUAACCACAACGCUAAGAAACUGAACGUGCCAAUGACUGCGGAGGACUUCGUACGGAACCUGCGUGGGUGUAACGGCUCAGGGGACUUCGAUCAGGCCAUGUUGGAGGCCAUAUUCCAUUCCAUCAAAAACGAAGAGAUGGUAAUGCCCGCUGAGCGCGUAGGACCUGUGCGCGACGCGUACUUAUGGCGCGUGUUACAGCGGCGGGGACGCACGCCCUCCGCCCGCUACGUCGCGGCCCCGCCCACUGCCGCCGCAGCGCCGCAUCACGCUGGGCUACUGCCGGCUGCGUGUCCACCUGCGGUGACAGCCCUAUCAGCGAUGUUCGAGCGUUCCCCGCAGCCAACCGCCGAAGAGAUCGCGUCCAACAACAUUCGGGACUGUCCCGCGCUGGCCGCGUUGGACGGUCUAGAGCGGUGUGCAGCGCUCAUAGCGCGCCUGCCUGCUGCCGACAUCACAGUUGACACGCUGCUGCUGACGCUGUGCAAGUUCACUGGACUGCUGGCGCCGCAGCAUCCGAAUUACAUCGCUGUCGGCGUUGCGCUGGGUCAGUCUGGUAAAGCCCGCUGCGCGCUCCGCCGUGCGUGCGCGGUUGCGGCGCGGCUGGCGGACAGCGUGCGCGCCGCGUGGCGACACCUGCUCGAAAUACUCACCACGCUGUACCUGGGGCGACUGCUACCUCUUUGUCUAGUAGAAGCUGAAGACUACCUCGCACCAGGCGGCAAAGUGUCGCUGAUACGCGAGGCAUCGCGAGGUACCGACAGCGGUCUGCUCUCUAGCAUAUACUCCUAUAUCGCGCUAGGAGAGAGCGGUAUGAGAGCGCCGACGCCUCACGAGAAAGCUCUGAUAGACAUCGCCACUGAGUGCGUCGCCAAAUGUAACUUCCCCGGACUUCUGAUUACUGAAACGAAGUUCUUACAGUUGGAGAGUUUGCAGGAGUUGAUUCGCGCUACCAUAGCGGCCGGCACGCCCCCCGAUUCAGACAGUCUGCAGCUCAACCCACAGCUAGAAGACAUCACAAUAUUCUUCCUAGAACUUCUUGGACAGACUUUGAUUCAGAAUCGCGAUCGCGUGCUAUCCGUGUGGUCGGAGGCGGGGCCUCAUUACGAGCGCGUGGUAUUGUGGGCGGGGCUGGCGGCGCCGCACGCGAGCGCGCGUGCCCUCACCGCACUCCUGCGUACGGCCGCGCGGCUCAUGCGCUGCGAGCCAUGCGCCGCACCCGUACUGCGCCAUCUGCGCCUUCUCUACCGCCUGCCGUACAAGUUGUUCCACCAGCACGCUGACUUGAUAUCAUGCGGACUCUACGAGCUAGUAAAGACGUCGGCACAGAACAUACACAGCGCCGGCGAGUGGGCGACUCUACUAGGUCUGCUCGCGGCCGCCGGCGCCGGCGCGUGGCCACGCCCCGUCAACGGUGAUGUCACCUCAGCUGCAUCCAGUCGUUCCGAAGGCUCUGAAGAUGAGUUCGAUAGACGGCCAACCAGUGUGUCUUCGGAGAGUGAACUGUCCAACUCUCCACAGGCGCAGGGGUGGAUAUUUGUGAAAAACGACUCGGACGCCGCCCUAGAGACGGUAGAACAGGCCAUCGACGCGGUCUGGCUGCGGCCACACCGGGGCUCCGCCCUCGCGCGCUGCACCGAAGCCCUAGCGCUCGUCAUCCGAGAUGUGGCGCACGUGACCCCGCACAAUUGCGCCGCUGUGGUGCGAUGUCUGCGCCUGCUGGCUAAGGCUUCGCUGGCGUCCGGCAAAUCCAGCAAGUCCCGAGACGGUCGCAAGUCUAGGCCGAGCUCGGCGCGACGACGCGGCUACGACGAGUCCAGCGACGAGGAGCUCGACUCCUCGCACAUGGUCAGCAUUCAGCUUCUGGAUCUGAUGCACACACUUCACAGCCGCACGGCGCAGAUAUUCAAGUGGUGGAAAGACGAGGCCGAUCAGAAUCAAGGUGCAGAAGACUAUGACCUGUGGGAGGUGGCCUGGGAGCCGCUCCUGAAGGGAAUUGCCGAGUUCUGUACUGACAAGCGGAAACAGGUGGCGAAUAGCGGUAUAGCGUAUCUCCAGCGAGCUCUGCUGGCGCCGGGUCUGAGCGCGCUGGGCGGGGCGGGGUGGCGCGCGUGCGUCGAGCGCGUGCUGCUGCCGCUGCUGGCCGCGCCCCCCGCGCGCGCCGACGCCGCUGCGCGUGCGCACACGCUGACGUGCAAGGUGUUCCUGCAACACGUGGGCGCUCUAUCAUCGUGCGGCGACGGCGAGGGGGGUGGGGCUAGCCAGUUCGCGGCGCUGUGGGCGCGAGUGGCGCGCGCGCAGGCGGGCCCGCUCGCCGCGCCGCACGAGCCGCUCCGUGAAGCCGCGGCUGAGUCACUUAAGAACAUGCUGCUUGUUAUGCACUCUGUGAAGAUCUUUACGACGGGCGACGAGUACAACGACCUGUGGUACCUGACGUGGGACAUCAUAGGAGAGUUCCUCCCCAACCUCAAGCAGGAGCUGUUCCCCGAUGUGAACGACAACAGACCACAACAGACUAUUCCCAGUCAUUUACAGCCGUCCAUUCCCAUCGUCCCCACCAUCGUACCACCAAGCAACCCCAUUCCUCCCCAAAACUUACCCCAGAGGUCCACAGCACAAUCCCCCAACAUAUUAGUGGGGACAGCAGCCCAGUCACCAAUGGUUCCCACCAUGCCCCAGAUUCCGACAUCCCAGCCGGUUCCGGUUUCCCAACAAAUACCGGUUCCCCAACAAAUUCCAGUUUCCCAACAAACGCCGAUUCCUCAACAAGUUCCCGUUUCACAACAAAUUUCAGUUACCCAACGAAUUCCAGGUUCCCAACAAGUUCCAGUUGCCCAACAAAUUCCAGUUGCCCAACAAAUUCCAAACCAACAAACUAUUUCUCAACAAAUCCCCAUUCCCCCUCAAAUUCCAUCUAAUCAACCCCUCAGACCACCACCAAACAACGUUCCCUAUCCCACGCAAAUUUCCACACCGCCUCAAAUUCCCAGCCCACCUCAAGUGCUCAACCCAACACUUCCAGCAGGAAUAGUGGCUCCUAUCCCCAUUAAUCCCACCAAUCCCACGUCUGGGUCUUUGCCCACGGCUGGGACGGUGCCCACGGUGCCUGUAAGUGGAAUGGUGCCUAUACGGAACCCGCUAUACGACCAAUCGGGGCUGACUUCGUCUGUUCUAUUGCAGCCCUUGAAUGAGAUGAUAUCAACGCAAAUAUCAAUACAGACCCAACAGCCACAAAUAUACAGAGCUGAGGAGACGCAAAAAACUGAAGACCGCUCGGAAAUAUACGACGAGUACAUAUCCAACCCCUACAACAUAAAAGACAUACAAGACCUGGAUCCAAAACCGUUGCUGCCCCAAAAGUCAUAUAGUGCAAAUGUCACCCCUAUGCACAGUAGUAAUAAAGCCCAGUUCGGUUCGACGGACAACGUUAGGCAGGACUCCAGUAUUUUCAAUUUCGCGAAUUACUUUGGAGCCAAUAUCCAAGACCAGAAUUCGGAAGCCUUCGAAGCUUUGAUGUCAACGCAAGAGGGAUAGCUGGACCGAGAUAUUGGCACGUGGUUGUAAGGGAUAGAUGUAUUAGAGCGGGAUAGACGUAGUUACAACAGAGAUAGGAAAUAUGACAAGCACAGGAACAAACAAGGAAAUAUAUGACAUGGUGUCACAGUUUUCGACAAGGACAGAAAAGUAAGACAAGGACAAAAGUAAAUAUCAAUAUUGUGAGUUUUUUGUGCGUAUCUUAAGCUUUUAAAAGACUAUGUAAUGGUUUUAAAAGUAAAGCAAAACGUUUUAUCAGCAUGUAAAGUUGCCAACUUCUCUCAAAUAUAGCCAUCAUUUUAUUAAAAUGGCAUUUUCGACUGUCGUAAGUCGUUACUUGGCUUGUUUUUAUUCAAUAAUAUUUUUUUUGCUAAAGAAAUUUGUAAUGUCCUUUUUACUGCUCUACAUUCUUCAUUGACUUAAAAUCUGAUUACAAUGAUAAACUGUCCUAGUCUGUACUGUAACUAAAUUACAAUAAUUAUUACGGCUGUUUUGGCGUGCGGCAAAAAUCGGCACUAACGCCGCCAUAUUGUAAAAU
Aricia agestis (brown argus) is the source of this 6631-nucleotide messenger RNA. It is a transcript of the gene garz, whose product is annotated as Golgi-specific brefeldin A-resistance guanine nucleotide exchange factor 1. Gene Ontology annotation, molecular function: guanyl-nucleotide exchange factor activity. Lineage: Eukaryota; Metazoa; Arthropoda; Insecta; Lepidoptera; Lycaenidae. The record is from RefSeq and is a predicted model, not a curated record. The coding region runs from base 187 to 6093 and encodes 1968 amino acids. The transcript is spliced from 30 exons. Gene Ontology annotation, biological process: regulation of ARF protein signal transduction.